Solenopsis invicta (red fire ant) is the source of this 1411-nucleotide messenger RNA. RefSeq names its product tetraspanin-2A (gene Tsp2A). The record is from RefSeq and is a predicted model, not a curated record. The transcript is spliced from 5 exons. Gene Ontology annotation, cellular component: membrane. The coding region runs from base 172 to 897 and encodes 241 amino acids. NCBI's taxonomy places the organism in Eukaryota, Metazoa, Arthropoda, Insecta, Hymenoptera, Formicidae.
CGGAACGUUAGGCGAUGAUACUCGGGUACCUAUCGCCGUUCCUGAUUGACUAAUUACGUUCUUUUCGCGUCGCAUCGGUUCCGAAAUAGCUGCGUCUCCUUUGCGUGAAUCGGUGAAGCGUGAAUUCGCGACAGUAUCUUCGCGAGGAUAUCUUCUGCAAAACUCAAGAAGAUGGUCGCCAAAAGUUCUGGGCCGAAUCUUGAGAAACGGAUCGGCUGUAUCAAGUUCACGAUUUUCUGCUUGAACGCGAUAAUAUGGAUUCUGGGAUGUGCAAUGUUUGGACUGUCGAUCUGGAUGCGAUUUGAGCCAACGCUCGAGGAAUGGGUGGAGUUUUUAAACAUGUAUGAGAUCUACAUCGGGGUGUAUAUACUGAUCGCCACCUCGGUGAUCGUCAUGGCUAUCUCUUUCAUCGGUUGCGCUGCCGCACUUAUGGAACACAUCAUGACUUUAUACGCCCACGUUGGUCUUCAAGCGUUCAGCUUCAUCUGCUGUCUAGCCGGAGCGGCGGUCAUUCUCGAUUUUUCAACGUACGAUAGUAAGAUUCAGCCCAUCAUCGAACGAUCCAUGUACAGUCUCAUCAGCCACUCUCAUCAAGAAACGGCGAGCUUCAUCCUGCGAAUAAUUCAGGAAACAGUUGGAUGCUGCGGGGCCGAUGGACCCAGAGAUUAUACGCAGUUGCGCAAACCGUUGCCCACAGAGUGUCGGGACACCGUCACCGGGAACGCCUUUCAUCACGGCUGCGUGGAAGAAUUGUCCUGGUUCCUGGAGGCAAGAUCGGGAUGGCUCGCCGGUUUGGCGAUGGCAUUGUGCAUGCUUCACGUGAUCAUAGCGGUGCUGUCGCUGAUACUUGUACGAGCGAUCAAGAAAGAAGAGGAGUCUAUACCGUUCAAGCGUUAAACAAUUCGCUGUCUAAUGCAACACAUUAUGAUUAGUGCAAUUAUAAUUUUUUUAUAAAACAAAGAAAAGAAACUUAUAAAUUAUGCAAAAUCGCGAACUUUGCAAAUAUAUAUUUAAAGAGUGACACCAAUCAGGGAUAUACAAUAAAAAUAGUUUCUGCGUUUGCAUCUUUUGAUUUUUGAAACUUUCAAUUUUGGAAGAUAAAAAUUCGACAUUUUUUAGAAUAAAAUCUAGUUGAGUUUGAAGUCAGAUUCAGGCUCGAAAUAAAAUAGUUGGCAUUUUUCAUCACUGCUUUAUAAGGACGUAAUUAAAUAACAUUUUAAUCAUUGCUAAUUUGCUACAUUCACUGCGUUUCACUUUAAUUGAGUAUUUUCAGCACAUUCAAUUUGCUCUUCUAUAAACAUUUUUGUAGUUUUGUACAUGUUUUUUCUAUUACCUUGCAUGAUUUAUAUUUAUAAUUUAAUGGUCAUGUUUAGAAGGAGCUAUUUUUAAGAGAGAUUUACAUGGAAAAUCU